Molecule: messenger RNA, 1765 nt
Organism: Toxorhynchites rutilus septentrionalis
Lineage: Eukaryota; Metazoa; Arthropoda; Insecta; Diptera; Culicidae
Gene: senju
Product: UDP-galactose transporter senju
Exons: 4
Coding region: 295-1485 (396 amino acids)
Biological process (GO): pyrimidine nucleotide-sugar transmembrane transport
Cellular component (GO): Golgi membrane
Molecular function (GO): UDP-galactose transmembrane transporter activity
Source: RefSeq, a predicted model, not a curated record
AUACGCUGGCUAGAACACUUGAAUCAACACCAGCUGAAAACCAAAAAAAAAAAAGAUAUCCAUAGAACUAUUUACACUUGUUUAUCAGUGACACUAGUAAUUAUACGAAUGCAGAAAAUCCCACUAAAUGUUUCACAUAUGAGACUCAUUCCGUUUGCGGAAUAUGCUACAAAAUCGAACGGUCCGUCAAGGUUGGCACUUGCAAGUAGCUUCAUUGGAAAGGAGAGCAUCAGUUUAGGUUGGAUUAUCUUUAUGAAUUAAGGGAUUUAACAUAUUUCCCUAUUAACGACGAAAAUGACGAAACCUCGGAUAAACUGGGGUGAACUUUUCCCAAGCAAGAAGAGCGGCUUCAUUUUCAUCACGUACAUGUCGCUUUUCGUCAGUCAAGGAAUCCUAGUUACUGCCUCACAGCGUGCUGAUAACAGUUACGGCUACAACACAAUACUCGUUGUACUCUUGACGGAAGUUCUCAAACUGAUUAUCUCAACUGGACUCUACUGCAGAGAACAUUCAUUCAAAUCGUUGGUAACCAAAGUUUUCGAGGGGAGCGGUGUUUUACUGUUAUACUUCGUGCCUGCAUUCCUCUAUUGCCUGUACAAUAAUCUUGCCUUUGUGAAUCUCUCAACGUUUGAUCCGACGACAUAUUAUUUGCUAUUGCAGUUACGUGUCGUUAUCACUGGGAUACUUUUCCAGAUAAUCUUCAAGAAAUCUCUUAGUCGAAAGCAGUGGUUUUCAUUAUGUCUGCUAACAUUGGGCUGUAUGCUGAAACAGUGGAACUUCUCCUUACCAUCUCUCAAUGAUUCCGCUAUAGAAGUGACCAUCAAUGAACAGGCCAAACAACCCUCCCAUCCGGGGGCAGAUGAUCGAAGCACAUUUCACGGAAAGAACAUCACCGGCUUCGAUCUCAGUUUUAGCGCAGUCUUAAUUUUUAUACAAACGAUCUGCUCGUGUUUGGCUGGUGUAUACAACGAGUAUUUGUUGAAGCGCAAAGGUUCCGAUAUCAACAUCUACGUGCAGAAUGUUUUCAUGUAUUUAGAUUCGAUAGUGUGCAACCUGUUGAUUCUCAUGCUCCGUGGGGAGCUGGCCGUCGUCAUCACCCGAAACCACUUGGCUGAAACACUUCGUUUCGAGGUACUGGUGAUUAUGGCCAACAACGCUGCGAUCGGGAUAAUUACCAGUUUUUUCUUGAAGUACAUGAACUCGAUUUUGAAAACGUUCGCCAGUGCUUUAGAAUUGAUGUUUACCGCAGUCUUGUGUUACGUUUUGUUUUCAAUUCCUAUCUAUUUGAACACCGUGCUGGCAAUAUUUGUAGUUUCGUACUCGAUUUAUUUAUACUCACUCAAUCCGGUGGUCAAUCUUGCCAACAAACCAGGAACCAGCAUCGCUUCGGGAAGCUUCGCCAAAACGAAAGAUGAUGAUAGUCGACGAGCUCUAAUGGACAAUGACGAUGAUGACCUGGAACUUCAGAUGGAGGAGGUCGUCUAGUAUUAGCGGUAUGAAGUGAACGGUCGACUUUAUUCUCAUUGUUGAGUAUUCUAGUUAAUAUCCUACACGAGAUCAGGUACCAAAAAUGUAAUGUAAUGAAACAAGCUAUCGUUAUUACCAUUUUGUGUCUUAUUUCGAGUCCUCUGAAAAAACGAUACAUUGUUGCUCUCGGAUUAGUUUUAUCGAUAGGAACUUAAUUUAUGUAGUUUUUCAAAUUUGCGUUUAGAGGAUAGAAUGUAUAUCUACUGUAUAUACCACAAUAAAAGUCCUGAGAAACUUA